This is a messenger RNA of Cheilinus undulatus (humphead wrasse), 2242 nucleotides long. It is a transcript of the gene smim14, whose product is annotated as small integral membrane protein 14. Gene Ontology annotation, cellular component: endoplasmic reticulum. Lineage: Eukaryota; Metazoa; Chordata; Actinopteri; Labriformes; Labridae. The transcript is spliced from 5 exons. The coding region runs from base 177 to 494 and encodes 105 amino acids. The record is from RefSeq and is a predicted model, not a curated record.
UGUCUGUGAUGAAGAAUAGCUGGGUGGUUGGUUCACGUGCAUCAAACAAAACACAGACGUAAGGUUGAUUUUCCUGCAGUUUUACAGUCUCGUGCGACAGCAGUGCAGCUCGAGCCCCUUAACGGCAUCUGUUUUUGUUUUUUCAUCUACAAAAGGUGGACGACGUCUGCUGAGAAAUGGCAGAGGGAGGCUUUGACCCUUGUGAGUGCAUUUGCACCCAUGAAUAUGUGAUGAGGCGCCUCAUCAACCUGCUUAGGCAUUCUCAGUUCUACUGCACAGACACAGAAUGCCCCCAGGAAUUGCCAGGUCCCAGUGUGCCAGUCGGUGGGUUUGGAGAACUGAGCCUCCCCAUGAUUGUGAUGGGGUGGAUGGUGCUCGCUCUGCUCCUGUACCUGCUGCGCCCAUCUAGUCUCAGAGGUUCCAGUCAAACAGACAAACCUACUGGACCCCACAAUAGUGACAGAAGAGAACCUCCAACACCACCCAUUGACUAGCAGCAGACCCAGACAGGAACACCUAAGACACUUGGAGCUGCACAGUGAGGAAGUUACUGUGACCAGUGACCAUCCCCUUGCUAAGCUUUAUCCAAAUAGGUUUCUUUUUUUUUCUUUUCCUCAUUGGGCUGGAUCAGUCAGUGAUUUCUAUCUUGAGAGUCCAGAUAGUGAUAAUGAUAUGUACAUAAACAUAUCAUGUUAACUUUCCUGGCAUUCCUUGCUCUGAUUUUUUACAAAUACACAUAAUUUGGCUUUUAAAAACAUAGUCAACUCUUUCACAUACACGAAACCUCCACAAAAAUAACCCUGAAAAUGUUUUGUAUUCCCAUAAGCCAGUAAUAUCCUCAUGUUGAUCCAUCAGAUGGGGGUUCACUAUGUUUUAAAUCAGAGGUCUGAUGUCUUCUGUGUUAGUUAACUGAUCAAGCUUUGGUGCAGACUGACUGACAGAAACACCAAAUGAAGGGAUGUGUUGCAAGGGUUUAGGCAGAGGGGAGGAGUAGCAGGGAGUUCCCUUUCGUGGAACUCAAAAUGUUGUUUGUGUGUUUGUUGAGUAAUGAAGGGUUGUGGUUUCCUCCCCUUUAAAUAAAAACGCUAAACAGUGCCAGUAAUGAUGUCAUAUUACAAAAUAUUUUAAUAGUAUGUUUCAGCAGAGAGAUUAUGUUCAAUCUGAAAACAAAAUUUUCACUUCAUGCCAAGCAAGUUUCACUAAUAUUGACAUAAUAAAAUCAGAUACCGCAAUUAUUUUGUAUUUCAAGAUGAAAGUGGAAUAUUGUGAAAUGACGUAAGAGUAGCCUAGAUUUCUAUUUUUAAAGCACCUUUUGAUGUAGGGUGAAUCUUUUCUGAUGAUUUGAUGUGCAAAUUCAGCUCUUUAGAUGAUAGUUUUUGUCUUUUCUUUCUUAAAAUCACAGCAAUCUUUUUGUAAACAUGAGCAAACCAAGGUUUCUUUUUCACAACUUCUGUACAGGGAUUUGUUUUAUAAACCAAAAGGAACGGAGCAAAAAAGUUGCUGUUAUAACCAGUGCCAAUGUGUAUCCGUAGUACUAGAUCUCAGUUCCCAUGUGGAGGAUGUCUUGUAAAAGAAUAGCAAUUUAUUUUUCUCAUUCUCAAGUUGUGAUGGGAUGAGGAGGAUCUCAGCAGAUGUUUCUAUCAUGUUUUCUCAUACUGUGGUUAACAAUGCAAUCUUGUUUCCAUUAUUAGUAGUUUAUCGUCGCCAUUAAGAGCUGUGCUAACAAUAGACCAUUUUAAUGUUUGCCCCUGAAUUGCAGUAUAAGAUAAUGGAUUUUCUCAUUCUUUCCAUGCCCUCAUGGAGCUACCUUUUUGUAGGACUUUACUCAUUCUUGAUAGUGAUAUGGGAAGUGAAAUGACUAAUUCUUCAAAAGAAGGGUCCUUUUUGAAUACAUUAUUUUAGCAAUUCAGAGCCUGGAUCGGCUCUGUGACGUGUGAGCUCAGUUCAUUCCAACAAUCUUAACGGGCUGCUCUUCAUUUCCACAUCAUCAAAUGUCAUGAAAUAUUUUUAACUUCAACUCUCUGUAUUUUCUAUUGAAGAUGACAGGGAAGAAACAAAGGGAUAAAUACUGAAGUAAACCAUAAGUAGCUUUGUGAAAUUAACAGGAAGCCAUACUAGAUGGUUGGGAUGAUCAGCUUGGAGACUGUGAUUUACACUGUUACUGUAUAUGAGAAAAAGGGCUUCAACUAUGCACUUUUCCUACAACAACAACAACAAUAAAUGAAUAAAUAAAAAUAAUUCA